Mizuhopecten yessoensis (Yesso scallop) is the source of this 1823-nucleotide messenger RNA. RefSeq lists its product as uncharacterized. The transcript is spliced from 3 exons. The record is from RefSeq and is a predicted model, not a curated record. The annotation marks the transcript as partial. Lineage: Eukaryota; Metazoa; Mollusca; Bivalvia; Pectinida; Pectinidae.
GAAAAAACCGAAGCCACAGAAACUAUGUGGCUGGGAAGUGGACGAUGUAACUAGUCAUACUCUAGGUAUCGAGACAUGGAGUAACCUACAAGUUCAAAUCCACGAGCGCCACGGAAAACUCAAAAAUGUACCAGAGCACGCUACGUACAAACAUUUACCCAAACGAAGGUGCUCUGGUUUCGAGGACACCGAUUCAUUCGAGAAAGAAAGUCUACAUGAACAUUUCUUCAGAAGAAAGCCCGAUAUUGAAGACAACUCGAACACCUCUAUAAAUUCUAGUCCAAACACAGUCACACAGCUGCCAAAUGGACCUGCUCGUAAAAGAAGCACACAUGCAGUGCGUGUACGGACGGCGGGUUCUGUACGUCCGAGUGAUGAGGAAAGGUCGAAGACGCGGGAUGACCUUGGAGUGCCAUACAAAGAAAGUGGCUGCGCUAUCCAGACCCUCCCCAGGACUGGCUUGCCUUUCGGUCUGACAAGGGCGGUAACUGACCUUGGAGAGGAGAGAUCACCCACCAUGCGCAGAAUGCUUUAUUACUCCCGAAAGUACGCAUCUAAAGACGACGACAUACACGAUGAGGAGGAAGAUGAGGGCUACGAUUCUAAGACUCCAAGUGAGGAAAAAGAAAUAAAGUUGUUUGAAACUCCUUUAAUUAUAAAUCAAUGCAGUCCUGCCAAUGGCCGGUAUCAUCAGGACUUUGCUCGUGCAAGCAAGAAUGGGCAGCGCGUGGCUAAGUUCUCAUACACGCAUCUGUCGUCUCGGCCUGUGGGUUACGGACCCUUCGACGACGAUCCGCGUAAUGGUGCUGAUCCGAGGACUUCCGGUGAAACGCAUAAAAAAUCUAAACAGUAUUUAGAAGAAUCAAAGGAAAAUAUUAGAAAUAGCAGAAAGUUGGAACGUUCACAUACUGUUAUGGUUGACAAGAACGACACAAUAACAGCCUCGGAGGAUCGACCGUCUACAAUUAUAUUACGUAAGAUUAGUAUACAAAAUUCCCACGGAGAAGGAACGCAUGAGACAGUGUUCGAUCUCCAAAAGUCGUUUCAUAGAUCACAAACAACUAUAAAUGAACAUACUUCGGAUAUGGAAAAUUAUCCUGUCAACGUUUCUAGUUCCGAACUAACGUGUCCACAGCAUAGGCCAUAUUCACGAACUUCGCAAAAGAUUACAAUUGACUCGAGUAAGCUCGCUACGGGAGACGUUUUGCGAAAGACGCACGCGGGUAUAUUCGAUUUGCAGCGGUCCCAUACGACAGUGUGCAUGCCGAUUGGAGAAUUGCUUCCAAUGGCAGAUCACUUCCACACCAAGUCGACAUUGUCCGCUUAUCCGGAACUCCCCACUACGCCCAGUAGCGCUCGCGACCCGGAGGACAAUUCUAAACUGGCUAAUAUGGAUGACGCCUCCCUCGAUUAUUACUCAAUACACAAAAACAAUGUAAGUGUUAAUUACGACUCAUACUAUAGGGGUUAAAUGUGUGUUGAUGCAUUAGGAUAGCUAUGCUGUAUGGUUUAUAGUACCCCAAGCAAAGAUGAUUGAUGAAAGGGUUUAUAUUUCAGUUAAGAAAGACAACGUUAGCUUGGUCAUUCCCGGCAACAAAGAUUGUCUGUUAAUAAAACUUUUUUGAUCAAGGUUCAUAGUCAAGCAAACCAAAGCAGUGCAAUAUAUUUGUUUUUAAACGUAAGUUAAAAAAAAAGGUGUUAAUGCUGUCAAGGUUUGCUUAAAAGAGUGCAAGAUCCCUACAUAAGUUGAUAAAGGUAGUGUACAUUUUAGUCUCGUGGACACUUCUUCAACAGUUGUGCAAUGAAAAUGAUAAUGAUAAGCA